UAUGCAAAAUACUUUAUUAUUUUGCAUCAUUCAUCAACAGGGAUAGGAAGGUAGAUGAAAUAAUCGAAUACGUGCACCAAAAUCUCGAGGAGGCUGGCAAGGCUUUAGCAACUUUGGGCGAGAACUUCGAGCAUGAUUUAAAGUUGAUGUUCAUCGAUAUCCUGGGUCGAAUUAAACAGUGGACCGGUAUCGUGCAGAACAAACUCGACGCCUGUAAAAAUGAGAUUGGCAAUCUUCGCAAGGAAUUAUUAGCUCGUGCAUGCGAAAUGGAUGUUAAAACGCGCGAAAUGGAAGAUCUCAAAGUUCAAAUUACAGAUUAUCAGAACGCUUUACAAUUGAAUGGCGAAUCAUUGAAGAAGGAUAAUAUUAAAGUUAGAUCAGAACAAGAGGAAGAAAAGAUCCGUAAAAAGAUCCAUGCAGAAGAAUUCUUGGCAGAAGAUGCGAAGGAAAUCAAAAACCCUAAAAUUAAAGAUACAGUGCGAACUGUUGAUCAAAUAAAAGAAGAAGACGAAGAGAAUAAUGCAGAAAGUGCGGAAGCUAUCAAUCACCAAGAAACUGUAAGAGAUGCCAAGGAAAUUGACAGAACUAAGAAAAACGUAAUUAAAAAUCCAAUUAAAAAUCCAAUUAAAAAUACACUGCAAGCUGCUGAUCAAAUAGAUGAAGAAGUGAAGCGAGCUAUCGACAUGGCUGCUCCAACUACACUGCAAGAAAAGACGAAGCGAGAGUUCGAGCUCGAAUCUGAAAUCACACAGCUUCGAAAGGAAUACGAUAGAGUCAUCAAGGAGCGCGCCGAAUAUGAGAACGCGAUUCAGCGAGCAUUGUUGCGAGGGGUGUCAUCCUUGAACGUUGAGGCACUGAGAGUUCUACGAUGUCCACCGAUACCCUGCUGCGCUCCUUGUGCACCGUGCCCGGCAACUGCAGGAAUCAUACCAACUGAACCCGUCGUGCUGUGUCCUGCCAAGAACGCGAAAAGACGUUCAGGAUCAGCUGCUGCGACUGCGAGCAGUGCCAAGGUUCCGCGCGAUAGAAACGGCGAUCAAACUGAUUGCACAACGAAGUGGCCUUGCGCCAGUCCUUGCUGCCUCGCCGGCAGAAAUCGGAAGUCCGCAAACGGUAGUAUGAUUUUUCUCCUUCGUCAAGGUAACGGGGAAAAUCUAUAUGACGAGGACACAACUCCGGUAUGCGGAUCAACGGUCGUGAAGAAGAUCGAGUUACCACCAUUGCGCAAAUUCGAGACGUAAUAUUCGAUGGCGCUUGUCAUCGUGGCCGACUUACCUAUCGUUCACGUUAACGUGGACAUCAUCGAUGAAAAGUAUGAAAAAGAUAUAAAAUAAAGUAUCAGAGAGAGUAUACACUCAGGAUAUCAACUGAAAAUUUGUUAAUUUUAUGUGUAUGUGUUCAUCGUUUCUUUUUUUUA
Molecule: messenger RNA, 1417 nt
Organism: Formica exsecta
Lineage: Eukaryota; Metazoa; Arthropoda; Insecta; Hymenoptera; Formicidae
Product: centrosomal protein POC5-like
Exons: 5
Coding region: 147-1241 (364 amino acids)
Source: RefSeq, a predicted model, not a curated record